AUGGCUUCGAAGUGUAUGAAACGUAGCGACAGCAAGCACUCAGUGCUGCCAUCGUGUGAAGCCGUGCUCUCUCGCAUGGAAACUGCGAGCAUUCACUGUUGCUGGAAAAGUUGUUUAAUUAUAACUGGAGAUUGCGACAUCAGCAACAGAAGUGAAACGGUUGAAAUGAGCGCAACUCAGCCGAAUAGAAAUGUGAAAAGAAUUUUCAAUUAUCUGCCACAGCAUAAUAAUAUGGUUAUUGUGGAUGAUUGCGAAAAUAUGAGGUACAGUACACACACAGCCAAACUUCCAGAGAAGGAAUUCCUUAACGAUUUAAGAAUUGUUAUGAUAUUUUCGAACUGCAUUUGGAAACCGAAGCAAUUGAUGACGAAAUUUGGCUGGUGA
Thelazia callipaeda (thelaziosis nematode) is the source of this 384-nucleotide messenger RNA. The record is from the annotation of a GenBank genome assembly. NCBI's taxonomy places the organism in Eukaryota, Metazoa, Nematoda, Chromadorea, Rhabditida, Thelaziidae.